Phyllotreta striolata is the source of this 1399-nucleotide messenger RNA. The record is from the annotation of a GenBank genome assembly. Lineage: Eukaryota; Metazoa; Arthropoda; Insecta; Coleoptera; Chrysomelidae.
UGGCAUUUGACAGUGACAUUGACAAUAAGCGAGCAAAUUUUUUUCAAAUUAUUUUUAAUUUUACGUGGUCGUUUAUCGUUUUAGUGUUUGAAUAAUUCGAAUAUUUGAACUAAUGUUACGUUCUGUUGUUAAAAAGCAUGACAAAUAAUUUAAAUAAAUCAAAUUCGGAACCUGAUUUAUGCAUACCAGAAUUUGACAAUUUGUCAGUUAGUUCCGUUAGUUCUCCCAGGGAUUCAAAAAGGGGUACUAGCAAUAAUAAUCAAGCAUUGCCUGUUGUAAGACGUUUUUUCUUGGAAGAAAUCAUAUCUAACGAAAACAAGUUUGGAAUAAGAAGAGUUAUGUAUAGUGAGACAAUAGGUAAUUAUAAGAAUGUCCGUUCGAGAGAAGACUACAAAACUGAAGACGUUCCUAUGGAGACAGAUUCUUCGAUUACAGAACGUUACCCGAAGAUGAUAGGCAUAUCUAAUCAACCUUCGACGAAAACAACAAAAAAUCCUGAUACUGAUGCACUGCAAAAUACUCCACGGAAGAGAAGAAGCCCUAAGAGACGGUCAAAUCGAACCGAAGUACUACCUAUUAAUCCUGUUGUAAGGAACGAUAAGACUAACAGAUUGUUAUUUAUAAUUUUUACUAUAAUGUCUAUCGUCUCAUUUUGUAUAUACAUUAAUUUCGUUGUUUUUGUAAACAGUGAUAUUCAAGUUGAUAAUAUUAAAACUGAUUUAAUCAACAGUGUGCACGGUCAUCGACCGUUAGUAGAUUCGAUUACUCGAGUACUAGAAACUAGGCAAAACUGGCGUGACAAACUGAAAAUUAUUGCAUUUAUUGGAUCUCAAGGCGUAGGUAAAACGUACACAGCAAAUUUAAUCAAGAUGCAUUUUCCUUCAAAUUUAGUGCACGAAUUAUACGGUAACCAAUUGUAUCAGAAGACUGAAAAGCAACGCAUCCUUGAUGGCAUCAAAAAUUGUUGUUUAAACUUAAUUAUUGUUGACGACUUGAAGCAAACGGAUAGUAACAAUUUGUACGAUUUUAUUAAUUCUCUACCGAAAAACACUUUCAUUUUAUUCAUAGCUAUUUAUAACAUUCAUUACACGCACGAUGACAUGAACACGAUCGUUAAACACGAAGAUAUUGUAAAAAUUCGGGAUAGUUUCGAUGCUUCGGGUAUAAUCGAUUACGACUUGUUAGUAUUCGAAGACUUCACGGAAUUGCAAAUCAAAGACUGGCUUAGAAAGCAAUUAAAAUCGAAAAACAUUGCGAUCAGAGACGAAGAAAUGUUUCUCGAAAACAUUUUAGACGCUCACAACGUUCAACACGGUCUCAAAGGACUACAUUCCAAAUUGAUACUGGAACUGGAAACGCUUAGGAAAUAAUUGUGAAAUUCAUUGUAAAACUAGUGGCC